AUGUCGUUCUCCGAUUCCCGGUUCGCCUACGGGCCGUUUGCGCCACAUUGGGUACCGCGCCAGUAUAUCGAGAACUACUUCUCCAUCCAUAAAACCGACUCAUACUUGGUUCUGAAUACUACCGUAGAGAGGUUGACACGGAUUCCUCCACUGGUGAGGGAUAGUCCAGAGAGAUGGAGACUUACGCUUCGCAAAGUUGACACUCUCAGACACGCGGACGUGUGGUGGGAAGAGGAGUAUGAUGCCGUGGUGUUGGCAAAUGGGCACUAUUCGAUUCCAUACAUUCCCGACGUUGUAGGCUUGGAGGCAUACAUGAAGACGUUCCCGGGCCGUGUAGUCCACUCCAAAACGUAUCGGGAACCCCACAUCUACGCCGACAAGAGAGUACUAAUUAUCGGCAACUCCGCAUCCGGACACGAUCUUUCGACGGACUUGAUUCCGUGGAAACCGAUUGUCAAAGAAUAUUUGGCGAGCGGGCGAAUUGUUUUUGUCGAUGGCUCGUACCUUGACGAUAUCGAUACCGUCAUCUACUGUACUGGCUACAAGCCCUCCUUUCCAUUUUGGGAUACCAGGGAAAAUGGCCGUCCAAUUUAUGAUUACGGCUUAGGGAAACUUGUUGACGGGUACCUGCACACAUUUUUCCAAGAUCUACCGACUCUUGGUAUCGUUGGGUUCCCUCGAGUUUUGACCUUUCGGAGUUUCGAAUACCAAGCCAUCGCGUUAGCCAGACUAUUUGCCGGCAGGAAUGCCACACCUUUGCCGAGCGUGGACGAGCAAGCAAGGUGGGAGAAGGAGAGGCUGGCCCGCACCCGGCAAGCGAGGAGGAAAUUCCACGAUAUCAGCUGGGAAGAUGGGGAAACGUUUGAAUACCUGGGGGCGCUUUUCAAACUUGCCGGGCUGGGCACAUUGAAGGGCCAGGGAAGGAUACCGCCGGCCCUCGGGGAGGACUUGAUCUGGGCGGUGGAAAACAUUGCUAAAUACCCACUCCACGGACGGAAUGGUGAACGACGUAGCGAAGAGACACAGGCAAUGGAGUCACCUGAAACCUCACCGGGGGAUGAUUGGGUGGUUGUUGAAGGGGAGUAG
Messenger RNA from Parascedosporium putredinis, 1086 nucleotides. The record is from the annotation of a GenBank genome assembly. Lineage: Eukaryota; Fungi; Ascomycota; Sordariomycetes; Microascales; Microascaceae.